Morone saxatilis (striped sea-bass) is the source of this 4540-nucleotide messenger RNA. RefSeq names its product phosphatidylinositol 3-kinase regulatory subunit gamma-like. The record is from RefSeq and is a predicted model, not a curated record. Gene Ontology annotation, molecular function: 1-phosphatidylinositol-3-kinase regulator activity. The transcript has 12 exons. Lineage: Eukaryota; Metazoa; Chordata; Actinopteri; Moronidae. Bases 1048 to 2721 code for a protein of 557 amino acids. Gene Ontology annotation, cellular component: phosphatidylinositol 3-kinase complex. Gene Ontology annotation, biological process: insulin receptor signaling pathway; phosphatidylinositol phosphate biosynthetic process.
CUGUGCAGCUACACUGUGCUCUCAAACUGUGAAAAAGAGUUACGGUGCAGAGAGUAGUGCUGCUGUUUUACUUUUGCCUUUCCUUUUGCCUGCAUAAGCUCUAAAACCUACAUCAUUUUUAUAGAUUUCUUUUUCAUACUUAGAUUUUUAUAGGUUUGUUUUACACUGCACGCCGCAGAUGACUGGAGUUUUUUUUUUCUGCAUGUAAAAGUAAAAACAAAGUGGGAAAUGUCCUGGAAAAAGCUUGAUUUUCAUGAAGACACAAGGUGUACCGAAGAAGAGGAGAGGAAAUACCCAGAGGAAUGGCAUCGUGGGAAAAUGUGGCACUCAGAGGGGACGGACAACAACCAAAUGGAGAGGAUCUUAAAAAGAUGGAGGACACAGGGGGAGAGGCGGUACGGGAUAGGAGGAGUGGGGGGGUGGAGGGACAUAGGAUGGCGUGAGGACCGAGGCCUGUGGUUGGUUUGAUCUGAGCCACGUGUGCGUCCAGCCACGUCUCUUUGCCGCUUCAUGGAUGUCGAUGAAACGUUGGCUUCCCCUGCCGCCCGGUCCCUUCUGUCUUGGCCCAGGUUUUCUGAUAUGAAAUGAUGUGGGUCCUUGAGGAAGAGAUCAUACAGUCGUGCUUCAGUCUGUUACUCUCCAGUGGGUUUACAGCUCAAUAACUAGUGUCGAUGUAUCUAUGAAGCAGGCACUCAGCCGUUCAGGAACCAACUGUGGUUGUUCUGGGUAGCUCCCAGGUAUGAAUCCCUUGCAGCGAAUGACUGGGAAGCAGAACAGUGCUCGACUACCAGUAUUAUAAAACUCCCACUACAUAGAAUGUCAUCGCUGUGCUCUGUGAUGAGUUUAAAGCGGGGGUUCAGGCUGAGGAACAUGCUCUACCUCCACAACACAGGGCAGCCUUGAACUCUGCACCGGCACCCUCUCUUCCCCUCAGCCAUGAGUGUAACCGUUAGCUGAUAGUAUGUGAUCAACAGCACCGUGGCACCUACCAUCCUGCUGCUUCACCACCUCAAUAAUAGCUGGACUACUUAGUCUUUGUUGUGAAAAAUGGCACGAGAGGGUUUCCAGCUCAAAGCUUUCGACAACAAAGACCGCACAGAAGACAACGAGCUCCAGCCGGCUGAUUUCCCAACGUCAUCGCUCGCAUCCCUCCAUCUCAGGGAUGAGGCUGUGGUCAUCAAUGAGAACAUUAACCAUAUGGUGGAUAAUCCUGAGCCCCAUUCUGUAUUCCCUGAGAUGAUGUCAUCACUGCUUAACCAAUCACAACAGCAGACAGACAUAUCCAUGGCUACUAGGCCUGAGCCUUCACCAGCAGCUCAAGAGUUCUCGGAGUCUGAGAUGGGCCAGAACGACAGCGAGGCUCAGUCUCACACCCUGACAGCGCACCUGCAGGAUCUUUCCUCCCCUGUUGAUCAUGAUGAUGUGUUUCCUUCCCUAACAACCAACACUGCCAAGGAAGGAGGAGAACUUCAACUCAAGAACAACAUAACCAAAGCAAUGGCAGCAUGUAACUCCAGCUCGGAUGACAACCAUCUGUCUCAUGCAGAGUGGUACUGGGGAAAUAUCUCGAGAGAGGAGGUUAAUGAGAUGAUGAGAAACACUCCUGAUGGCACAUUCCUGGUCCGAGAUGCUUCCAGUAAGAAUAAGGGGGAAUACACUCUCACACUAAGAAAAGAUGGCUCCAACAGACUGAUAAAGAUCUUCCAUCAAGGGGGGAAGUACGGCUUUUCUGAGCCACUGUCCUUUCCCUCUAUGGUGGAUCUGAUCCAGUAUUACCAGAACAAGUCUCUGGCCCAGUACAACUCUAAACUGGACACACGGCUACUCUACCCCAUAUCCAGAUACCAGCAGCAGCAGGAUGUGAUGGAAGUUGACAUUGAUGCAGUUGGAGAACAGCUGAGGAUAUUUCAGGAUCAAUACAAAGAGAAGAGCAAAGAGUAUGACCAUCUGUAUGAGAAGUUUAACGAAACCUCCCAGGAACUGCAGAGCAAGCGUACAGCCAUAGAGGCUUUCAGUGAAAUCAUUCGGAUCUUUGAAGAGGAGUGUGAAACUCAAGAACGCUACAGCAAGGAAUACAUCGACAUGUUCCUCACAUUAGACAGCAGUACAGAGACUGACAAGAUUCAAAGCAAUUCAGAUGAGCUGCAGUCGAGGGUGGAGGAGAUCCACAGCAGCAAGAAGAAGUUGGAAGAGGAGCUGAGGAGAAAGGCUCAGGCUCACAUGGAGGUUGACAAGAAGAUGAACAGCCUGAAGCCCGACCUUGUGCAGCUCAGGAAGAUCAGAGAUCAAUACCUGCUCUGGCUCACUCAGCAAGGCACCAGACAGAGUCAGAUUAAUGAUUGGCUGGGUAUCAGGAAUGAAGAAGAAGACCCAUACACGCUGGCAGACGAUACCCACCAGGAGGAGAGGAGCUGGUAUGUUGGCGGUAUGCGACGGAAGGAGGCAGAGGAGUUGCUAAAGGGGAGAAGGGACGGGACCUUCUUAAUCAGAGAUAGCCAGACUCAGAGAGGCUCUUUUGCCUGCUCUGUCGUCGUGGAUGGGGAUGUGAAGCACUGUGUGAUCUACAGGACGUCCACAGGGUACGGCUUUGCUGAACCCUACAACCUGUACUCGUCGCUGAGAGAGCUGGUCCUGCACUAUCGACACACAUCCCUGAUCCAACACAACCAGCAGCUGAAUGUAACCCUGGCCUGGCCCGCUCUCAGCCAGCAGCCCAGCUGAGACACACCAGCAUGCCACCCUGAUGGCACUUCCCCAAAGCUUCACUGUAUUAGCACUGAGGACGCACCAAUAUGGACACUGUUACCAGGCUCUAACCGAAACAAUGCUCAGAUUUGGAUAUGUAGAAAUCCUACACUGGUAAGAUGCUACAGCAAACAAAACACACUGAAAUUGCUUUGCUAAGUUACUUGGAACACAACAGUAGUUUUAAGGGUUAGUUCAUUGUCAACUUUGUCUGUUACAAUAGUAGCAUAUGUAGCUCCUGGCAACAGCCAGGCUGAACUUCUGUUCUAGCUUAAUUUUCUACUUUAUUUUUAAAAACCAUUAUUCCUAAUGGUAAAAAUCCCAUUUACUCGCCAUCUGCACAUACAGCUUGCAAAACACAAUUGGGAUUAAGUACUUAGUAUUUACAGCAUUCAACAUUGAAUUAAAUCUUUUGCAGCCGUACUGAGGUAGUACUGAAAUAUUGCCUCAUCAUGACGCUAGAACCGUUAUCAGUGAUUUUUCCCAACCUGUAUCACAGUUGCAAAAACAGUGAAGUAUGAAGAUAUCAGGGUAACACAGGAUAUCAGUAUCUAGCUCUCAGAAUACUGAUUGCUUAAACUGAUUUAUAUAUAAAAAUUAUAUAUAAUUUGGAGUAUAAAAAGAAUGACACAUUUCUCUGAAGAGGGGAAGAGAAAUUAAUGGAAGUUAUCCACUAAUCCAGACACGAAAUGUUGUCAGCAACUUAUUUAUUUAUUUUCCUGAAGGCAAGCAGAAGAAAUCCUAAAUAUUUAAAAAGCUCCAGUGUGUAACAUUUACUUCAGGAGUGUCCAUUGGCAAAAAUGGAAUAAAAUAUUCGUAGGUAUGUUUUCAUUAGUGUACAAUCACCUUAAAAUAACAACCUUUGUGUUCGUGUUCGUGUGACAAACCAAACGCUUACUAUUAAGCCACCAUAGUCUCUUCAACACAUUUGGAAGAUAAGCAGUAUUUAAUUGGUCCUGAUCUACAACUUCACCACUAGAUGACACUAAAUCCUACACACUGGUCCUUUUAGAAGAAAAUAUUAAACUUCAUAUAGUAUUGAAUUCAUGGUCAAUCUUGCCUCAAACAUUUCUAAAAUAUUUUUGUCCAACAAUCCAAAUUAAUGCUCUGUAUCGUGCUGUGUCUGGCAUCAGACUGUACAUAGUACUCCAAGCUAAAUUAAUUUUUAAGCUUUGAAAAAAGUGAAUGUGUUGCCCCCCCCCCCACAUUAAACAUCUUAAAUCCAUAUCAGUGCAGCUGCAGUGUUAAGGUGCUUCUGGGAAACUGAGCUCAGGAUGGGACUCUGCUCUACCCAGCACAUGUGCACUAUGGGUAGUGUAGAAACUGAGGAGACACACGAGCACUUUAUCCAAAACAAGACAACCAGAACACACACAGACACAGAGAUGAGUCACCAGUACACCGAUUUCACAUGUUGAUGAGUGCUGGUUGAGAAGAAAAGUUUUUAUUGCAGUGAUUAGGAAUUAUGGAUUUACCCGAAUUUUGUCAGUUGAAUCGGACUUGGCUGUUCAAUUCAAUAAUUUGUUACUUUCAGUCCAGCGCCACACUACACUCCUAUAUGAGCAUUUCCUGCGAUGGAAGCACGGUUACAUGAGUCUCAUGUUUUAGCCUACCUCACGUUUAAUGCUUUACUUUGUCAUCUGUGAUGUGAAAAGAUCAGAUUUCCACAAAGUCAAGGAAAGUAACAGUGUGCGUCUUGCUCAUAGUUCAGUUACAGAAUUUCAGCACAGUACGGAGCAUCUCUGCUGCCGGGCUGCUGCUGUUAACUGGAGUCACUCUCAGUAAGGCUGCUCAA